Molecule: messenger RNA, 171 nt
Organism: Phytophthora sojae
Lineage: Eukaryota; Oomycota; Peronosporomycetes; Peronosporales; Peronosporaceae
Exons: 2
Coding region: 1-171 (56 amino acids)
Source: RefSeq, a predicted model, not a curated record
AUGGCCAUCACUUCAGGCUGUUUGACUUCGCCGUCCUACUCGCUCUACGCCAACGGCGGUACUUCAUUCAAGUUCAUCGAGGACGACGAGAACGACGAGACCAAGGGGAGCACGCCGAGAAACAACAACGACGAGCACACGGCGGACAUGGACUACGCCGACAGCAGGUAG